AUGAACGUGCCCCACCUCCUCCCUUCCCCGCCGUCCUCGCCUCCUAAUUUCCUUUUCCAUUUUCCAAUUUUAUUUUAAAUCCUCGCUGCACAUGACAUGAACAUGACUCCCUCGAGAUCUUCCACUUCUCCUCCUCCUCCUCCACCACACCGCCAAAAACCCUAGCUCCCUAAAUCCUCUUCACUUUCUAGAUUUCGGAAACCGGAAUUUGGAUUUUGCAAUUUUUUAAACCGUUUUAUGGUUCUGCCGAUGCCGAGGAUCGUCGAUUGACUCGAUGGUGUGGAGGCUAUUUGAUGAAGCUAUUGCGGAGAUACUCGAGGAUUCUGAUCCUCUGCUUCCUCUCUUUCUCUGUUCUCGCUCCUGUUUUUCUACUGUCGCAUCGCCUCAAACAUGCCGAUGUACCUGAAGAAUUUAUUGAAGAUUUAUCGUUCAUUAAACAUAGGACGGAGGCUCAUUUACUUAGUGCGAUUGGGCAGGAAGGAGUUCGAGGUUUGAAAGAACCAACGCUGCUGGUGUACAAAGAUGAUCACUCUAAUUCUUCGAUUAACGUUAGUUCUGAUGAUGAUACAAGAUUUGGCGAUGUCAGAUUUGCAACAGAUGGUACCCACUUACCGAAAAACAAUGCUACCAGACAUGACAGAGAUGAAGGUAGCCAGAAAAAAGAGCUGGAAGAAGAAUUGCCAGUGUCUGAUGUAAAGGAAGUGUCACAUAUAGGCAGAGGACAUGAUAACUCGGUUGCACGCACCAGACAGGGGACAAGGAUAGUAGAUGAAACAGUAAAAGAGAUGAAAGACCAGGUGAUUAGGGCUAGAGCAUACUUAAACUUCACACCAACAAAUAGCAGUUCUCAUUUUGUCAAAGAGUUGAAGCUUCGAAUGAGAGAGCUCGAACGAGCUAUAAGUCAGUCCACCAAAGAUUCUAGAGUAUCUAGGAGUUCUCUGCAGAAGAUGAAAGCAAUGGAAUCUACCCUGUCAAAAGCUAGUCGUCUGUACCCUGAUUGUACUGCCAUGAUAAAGAAACUACGUGCCAUGACUUAUAGUGCGGAAGAGCAGGUUCGGUCUCAGAGUAAACAAGAAGCUUUCCUAAGAGGGCUUGGUGCAAGAACCAUACCAAAAGGCUUUCACUGCCUCUCUAUGAGGUUGACCGCUGAAUAUUUUGCCUUGACGCCUGAGGAAAGAGAGCUUCCUUACCAACAUAAAUUACAAGAUCCAUAUCUUUACCACUUUGCCCUGUUCUCUGACAAUGUAUUGGCUUGUGCAGUUGUUGUGAACUCAACUGUCUCCACUGCCAGGGAACCGGAGAAAGUAGUUUUUAAUAUAGUGAGUGAUUCACUAAACGUGCCAGCUAUUUCAAUGUGGUUCUUACUGAACCCUCCCGGAAAAGCUACAGUUAAUGUGGAGAGCAUCGAUAAUUUUCAAUGGCUAGCCACCAAAUAUGAUGUAACUUUGGGGAAGGAAGGUUCAGUUGAUCAGCGAUAUACUUCUGAGCUGAACCACCUCCGGUUUUAUUUACCAGAUAUUUUUCCUCGUCUGAACAAGAUUGUCUUUCUUGAUCAUGACGUGGUAGUGAAAAAGGAUUUAACACAACUUUGGAGCAUCGACAUGAGAGGCAAAGUAAAUGGGGCUGUAGAGACUUGUAAGGAAGGGGAGAUCUCAUUCCAUCGCAUGGAUAUGCUAAUUGAUUUCACAGACCCAAUGGUGGCUAAAAAAUUUAAGGCCAACUCAUGCACGUGGGCUUUUGGGAUGAAUCUGUUUGAUCUUAAUGCGUGGAGGCGGCGGAAUCUAACUGUUCUAUAUCACAAAUACCUUCGUUUGGGGAAACAAAGACAAUUAUGGCUAGCGGGAAGCUUGCCCAUAGGUUGGGCCACCUUCUACAAAGACACUCUCCCAUUAGACAAGAGUUGGCAUGUACUCGGGUUGGGAUACGACGCAGGUGUGAGGACGGAGGACAUAGAACGGGCAGCCGUUGUACAUUUUGAUGGAAUCAUGAAACCGUGGUUGGAUAUCAGGAUAGACAAGUACAAGCACUUGUGGAAUAAACAUGUCAAGUUUGAGCAUCCGUAUCUACAACAAUGCAAUCUCCACGCCUAGUUGGAUUCAUAACAUAGCAUUCUUUGUCAUUUUUCAACAUUUUUUUACAUGUAUAUCUCAACUCUCAUCUUUACCUUCUCUCAAUAUAAUUUUUGUUCCUUUC
Messenger RNA from Salvia splendens (bonfire salvia), 2193 nucleotides. RefSeq names its product probable galacturonosyltransferase 6. Lineage: Eukaryota; Viridiplantae; Streptophyta; Magnoliopsida; Lamiales; Lamiaceae. Gene Ontology annotation, molecular function: polygalacturonate 4-alpha-galacturonosyltransferase activity. The transcript is spliced from 9 exons. The record is from RefSeq and is a predicted model, not a curated record. The coding region runs from base 294 to 2090 and encodes 598 amino acids.